Molecule: messenger RNA, 6702 nt
Organism: Psilocybe cubensis
Lineage: Eukaryota; Fungi; Basidiomycota; Agaricomycetes; Agaricales; Agrocybaceae
Exons: 10
Coding region: 1-6702 (2233 amino acids)
Molecular function (GO): ATP binding; ATP-dependent chromatin remodeler activity; methyltransferase activity
Source: RefSeq, a predicted model, not a curated record
AUGGCUAAAGAAAAACCAUCCAAAGCUCGACCUCAAGGUCAGAAAUCCAUCUCAUCUUUCUUCGGGGGUGAUAUCAAGAAGAAGAAGAGCAAGCAAGCUACGCCUCCUCCGGAUACAGAUAAUGUAUCUGAAUCCGCCAACGAUACCCAAGUCGAUGAUGUAGUCGAGGACGCCUCAAUGGUUGAAGAUCCAUCUUCGGAUGUGGAUAUGGACGCGCCAUCCGCUAAUUCUAAGAAAGUUCCGAAAUCGUCUGCGCCUGACGCUUCUGACCUCCCACCUAUCAACGACAUCCCAGCCAUUUUCGAUGAUCUUGUCGGCCGCAUACCUCAAAUUAAGGAAGUGGCAGAACACGUCAAAGGUCGAAAGUUACGCGUUGCCACAAUGUGUUCGGGCACAGAAUCACCCCUCUUGGCUCUCGAACUUAUACAAAAGUCAAUACUUGACCAACACGGCCUCAAUCUCGAAACCGAACACGUUUUCUCGUGCGAAAUCGAGCCAUUCAAACAGGCAUACAUUGAACGUAAUUUCCAUCCACCCCUCUUAUUUCGCGAUGUAUGCGAAUUGGGAGAUGAAGAAGCCCACACGGCUUAUGGAGCACUAGCACCGGUGCCAGGCGAUGUUGACAUCUUGAUUGCAGGAACUUCUUGUGUGGAUUACUCAAAUCUGAAUACUCAAAAGCAAGAUAUCGAUGCAAAUGGCGAGUCUGGUCAAACAUUCCGAGGCAUGAUGUCCUGGGUUAAACAGCAUCGUCCACCAAUCGUCAUUUUGGAAAACGUCUGUUCAGCACCCUGGGAUAAAGUCAAGAAGUAUUUCGAAGACGAAGGAUACAGCGCCGAGUUUUCUCGCGUUGAUACAAAGGCUUACUAUAUUCCUCACACAAGAACCAGAGUAUAUCUUAUUGCUGUAAACAAGAGCGGUUCCUCAAUCCCUAAGAAGUGGAAACAGCUGGUUACUAUUGAUUUGAAACGACCCGCGUCGUCCACAUUGGACGCAUUUCUACUUCAUUCAGAUGACCCUCGUAUACACCAAGCGCGACAAAAGCUUGUCCAGGAAGGUUACAAUGCCCUUGAUAGACGAACUGGACGAACCGACUGGGGACGAUGCGAGUCUCGCCAUCAACGAGCAAGACUGGAGGAAGCUCUGGGUGCAAAGCGUCCCCUUACAAGUUGGGAAGAAGGGGGCUUUUGUAAACUUCCUGAUUUUGCUUGGAAUGAUUGGGGUGUCGGUCAAGUGGAACGAGUGUGGGAUCUCAUGGACAUUAGUUUGUUGCGAUCUGCAACGAAAGGGAUAGACCCUUCGUAUAAGACUCAGGUUUGGAAUCUUUCCCAAAACGUGGACCGUACCAUUGGGUCGAACAAGGUUGGAAUUUGCCCCUGUCUUACCCCAUCUAUGAUACCUUAUAUCACCAAUCGGGGCGGUCCAAUGGUUGGUUUGGAGGCAUUAUCCAUGCAAGGCCUACCAGUAGAUAAGCUACUUUUAACACGCGAAACCGAGGACCAGUUGGCUGAUUUGGCAGGCAAUGCCAUGUCAACAACCGUGGUCGGUGCAUGCAUUUUGGCCGCCCUUGUUACAGCCAAAAGCCUGCUCAAAGCUGGAAACGAUUCCGAAACUUAUGAAUUCAAACAUACAGGCGAGAAUUAUGAGGUGGAUGAGGUGCCAUCGGCUACAUUUCUCCCCGCGUCUCGAGGAUUAGUUUUGGCAAGUUCGGUGGUUGGGGAGGAAAACCUGACCAAUAAACCUCUUGACCUAUCCAUUACUGAGGUGCUGUCAUUCAGAGAACUUCUGGACAAUGCCGAGAAGAGCAAACGACUGUGUUCUUGCGAAGGCCGUGUGGAUAUGAGGACGAGGCCACUCUUUCUCUGCAAAGACUGUGGAAGCUCUUUCUGUCAAAAGUGCGGAGGCAGGCCUGAGCAUAAUCCUGAGCUCAUCGACAACGCCAACUCUGUUCGAGUGCACCCUUCCCAAUUUUCGAAGACAUUGAAGUCGACACUUCCUAUGUGUAUAUCACUUGUUACCGUCGAUGAAGCACUUCUCGUUAAACUUCGAAAGGGCGACAAGAUAUCUAUUCCGGAAUCACGUUGGAUCGCAUGGAGUGAAGCUGUCCUGCGAGCCUGCAAGUCCGAACUUCGUUUCGUUGAGCUCAAGAGGCAGGAGGUUUGGACUGCCAUUUAUCAAUCCCCUGCCGGUACUUUGGAGCUGGAACUUCAUCCGAAACAACCUGAGUGGCGUCUCUAUGCAACCGCGGAGGCGGAUGAACCUGCUAAUGCGGAAAUUCGCCAAAUUCUUCAAUAUCCUGUUGGCAGAUUUCUUUGCAAAGACAGUCUUCUCCGUGGAAAAUGGCAAUUUGCUUUCCCGUGUCGAUCAUCCAUUCCUGUCAAGAUUCAAGGUGCCGGUGAACUUGUACCUUCAUGGGAAGCACGUCUAGGUCUCGUGGGUGAAGACUUCAAAAACAAAAUGGUUUUUUCUAAAAUCAAAAUAGCUGUCCCACCUAUCGAUGCCAAAGCCCUGGACCGGGACAUCUCUGGCAUUUACGAACUUCUCGAUAAAUGUGGGACCGCUAACGGGGCUUUACAUCGCAAAGUCGAACCGGAUAAUACGGACCUACCUCCAUUAUUCAUGCUUUUUGAUCCUCAUCGUACUGACGACUCUGAAGAUUGCUUUGUUUUUUCUAUCACUACCCGAAGACUCGAAUAUCAAGAAUACAGGCCUAUCAUCUGCAAGCUUGACCCAUCUUGGAGACAGUCGAGUAAGGAUGAAGAAGAAAUUGUUUCUUGUCAUCUACCAUUCAAAUGGAUAGCGGCAGACUCUGUCGGUCUUCAGGCAUCUUCUGGACAGGAUGCCACUUUUGGUUUACCUGAGCAAACAUUACAUAUACCCAUUUCAAACGAUGCGUGCCGCGAUGCUUACGCAUUAUUGACAUGCAGCGUCUCAUUGAGGGGACAGGCAGGUCCUGAAUGGCCUCAAGGUCAAUGGGCAGACGUCGACAAGGUUCAUGAACGAAGCACAUUUAAGGCUUUAGCUUGGUUGAUGGAACGUAUUCGGCAUGUCGAUGAAAACUUUAAAUCUUGGCAAAAGGUUGAUUCCCUUGGUGACCAUUCUAAUUGCGAACGAUGCGCACCCUCUGCCCCACAGUUACGCUGGAUGUCCAAAAACAAAAAAAUGGUGGCUGUAGAAGAUCCCAUACAGGCAGGAGAGUACGAACGUCGGCUUAAAGGGAGGCCCGCGCCAUUUGUCACUCAACUCAAGUUAAGAGAAGAUGGCGUUGGGAUGGUACGAGUUGGCGUAAAUAUACCCUCGUUAUUGCAUCGCGCCCUCCAUCGUCUACCUCAGAAUAUUCACAACGAACAAAUCACAAUGACAUGGCGGUUAGAUACCAAUUAUACUCCUGCAGCAAACUCUAUCUUCCCCAAAUUCACCAUUUUGAGCAACAAACGUGAUAUAGAGCACUCUCAGCCACCAAGCUUUGGUAUACCCCUUCGCAAAGAGCAACUUCGGUCUCUCGAGUGGAUGAUUAAUCAAGAAUCAUCUGAAGCCCCUCCCUUCAUUGAAGAGGAAAUAUCUGAGGCAAUUCUUGAUCCUCUUGGAUGGAGAGCCGAGGGACGCGUUCAGCGGCCUAUUUAUGUCAGAGGUGGAGUUCUUGCUGAUCAAGUUGGUUAUGGAAAAACAGCUAUUACUCUAGGUCUUAUAGACUGCACCUCAAAAAGCGUGGCGAACGAGUUUGCCAAGAGAGGCCGAAUUGCUGGCAAAGUUCACAUUGAAGGGACUCUCAUUGUGGUCCCUCCUCAUCUUACAAGACAGUGGGCAUCCGAAGUGAGGAAAUUCACGAACAAAAGAUUCAAAGUUCUCGAGGUAUCCACUGUCUCCAACCUCAAUUCGAAGUCAAUCCAAGAUUUCCAGAGUGCAGACAUUAUUAUUGUCGCCUCCAAUAUCUUCAAAAGCACCGCAUAUCUCGAUAACCUCCAGUUACUGGCGGGUGCAGGGGAAUUACCUUCUAAAGAUGGUCGUCACUUCAACUCUCAGUUGGAAAAAACUUUGAGUGCAUUGAAAAGUCAGGUUGAUCGCCUCCAAGAAAAUGGAUCUUCUGCAGUGAUGAAGGAAGUUAAGGAUGCCCAGAAAAGAAUCGAAGAGGAAAUAGCUGCUGCUGCGCUUGUAGCCAGCAAACGAUUGAAGGGAAGAUCGUACCGCGAAGCUGCAAGUCUCAAGCAACGGGAAUCUGGGAAGGUGGCACAAACACAGUCUAAAUCUAAAGAAACAAAGUCGGUGCCAAAGCCAGUCAUCGCACCAGAAUCAAAUUCCCCGCCAAAAAUGAUUGCUAAACCUACCCCUUCUGGACGCAUAGUGGAAGUGGUUAUCCCCAUGUAUCAUCAUUCAUCGACCAAGAGCCAGCAAAGCUCUUCUCGCUCUUCACCGGAUGACGACAAGAAUAGCGAAUCAGAAGAAACCGGGAUGAAGCGAAAACGACGCGCUGCUACCAAAUCAGUUAUAAUCAUUUCUGAUGAUGAAGAUGCUUCCGUCAGCGAGGCUCCCAGUAAAAAGGUAGCGAAGAAGAAUACCUCGAAAUCUUCAAGACCUGUUAAUUCCAAGAAAACGAAGAAAUCAAGGAGAAAUUCUUCUCCCUCUUCUGAUUAUUAUGGAAGCUCUUCCGAUGAGAAUGAUUCAGACGUCGACAUGUCCGAGUUUGACGAGGAAGAGGACGAAGACGUUCCCAAAGGGAAAUCGAAAGUUAAAGGGAAAACUCAAUCUACCCGGAAGGCAAGGCCGACAGGUCGGCUGAAAGCAGCGCCUGUCAUUGUUGACGACUCGGAAGAGACCAGCAACGACAAUGCCAUGGACGUUGAUGAGUCAGAGACCAAACCAGCUAAGAAGGAGGCCUCAAAACGCAAAGCAGCUGGAGAUACUGAGCGCCCAGCAAAGAAACCGAAGCGAACAGACAGCGAUCCUUGGAAACUUGGUUCGAGGGCGGUUCAAAGCGAUUGGACUCUCAUGCAGGCCCCUCCAUUUGAAAUGUUCCAUUUUGCUCGAGUAGUGGUCGAUGAGUACACAUACCUAGAUGGUAAAGUUCAUGCGUUAAUAACCAACCUGACGGCCGAACGUAAGUGGGUACUUUCUGGAACUCCACCAAUUCACGACUUUGGGGCGCUUAAAACGAUAUCCGCAUUUUUGAAUAUCCAUCUGGGGGUUGACGACGACGGUGAAGGACAGUCAGUUGAGGUGAAGAAACGCCGCAAGGAGCAAACAGCUGUGGAACGUUUCCAUUCGUUCCGCGAAGUCCAUAGUGUGCAAUGGCAUGCUCAUAGGCACACUGUUGGUCAAGGUUUCUUGGAUCAGUUCGUACGCCAAAACAUUGCGGAAAUCGAUGAAAUUCCCUGGACAGCUCGUAUUGAAACCAUUGUUCUACCGGCGGCAGAGCGUGCCAUUUAUCUCGAGCUGGAGCACCACUUGCGCUCCCUUGAUAUGACCAUCAAACGUGGAAAGAAGACCGAAAGUGACAGAGAGCGACGACUAGCACAGUCCCUAGGAGAAAGCAAAUCUGCUGAAGAGGCUUUGCUCAAACGAUGCUCGCAUUUCGAUUUGGAAACCUCUAACGAAAACGCCAUGAAAGCCUGUGACGUUAUUGUUGAAGAACGUCAGAGGCAAUUAGACCAAUGCAAAGCUGACCUGCUAAAGGCUCUUAAAGAUGGUGUCAAGCGUGAGAAAAGUCUUGGGAAUACUGGGCAAGAAUCCAUGUUCAUCGAAUAUGUCCGGAUCUCGAGAACGGAAGGCGUCGACGACAAAGAAUCAACUGAUAUUGUCAUCAAGUUACUCGACGAAGCCGGAGCUGGAGCACCCAAGUCCAAACCCAAAGCUCAAGAUAUCCAUUUAUCUGAGAAGACCAAGGCACUUGCCUGGGAGCAUCGGGAAAAAACCCACGAAAUCAGACGCAUCACUAAAGAGUUGGUUGGCCGUGUCAGGUCUCUACGAUACUUCACAGUAGUCCGUGAUCUUCAAAAGCAAAGAGAUCAGCCUGUUCAGGUUUCUUGUCCAAGUUGUAAGAGGGAGAAGUUGGUGCUUGACGAGAUUGCUGUUCUCUCAUCAUGCGGCCAUAUGGGUUGCCUCACCUGCGUCAAAAGCUGCGCCGAGAAAGAGGAGUGUGUCUACGCAGCGUUGGGGCAAUGUAAAGCUGCUGCUCGGGUACUCAACGUCGUCAAAGCCGAAACACUUGGAGUCGAUGAUGAAGAGCGACAUGGCAAAGGGCGUCACUUCGGCAUGAAGCUCGAAAAAAUGGUCGAUUUGGUCAAGAAACGAAUCCCGAAGAAUGAACGCGUCCUGGUUUUCGUCCAAUUCCCUGAUUUAAUGAAGAAGGUGGCAGAGGCUUUCACAGAGCACGGCGUCAAGUAUCUGGAAAUCAAAGGAUCGGCUAACGCAAAGAGUAAAAAUCUUGAACAGUUCCAGAACGACAGCAAAGAACGUGUUUUAUUGCUCAAUGUCAUGGAUGAAAGUGCUAGCGGCGCCAAUCUUACUUCCGCGAACCAUGCUAUCUUCCUUUCCCCACUUCUGGCGCCAUCGCAGGAAAUUUAUACAGCAUGUGAAACCCAGGCCGUUGGUCGUUUGGUGCGAUAUGGACAGACAAAGCAUGUCAAUGUGUGGCGAUUCUUGACAAGUGAUACGAUCGACGAGGAAAUUUACGAGCAGAGAAAGAAGGCUUUGGCUCGAUCUGCUUAA